UGUGUCAUUUCAACAGAUAAACUACCGAGCGUCAAAGCCGUCCCGUCUCCUGCGCUGCUCCCGGGGCCCGGAUAAUGGCUGAUAGCGACUGCUAGCGUGCUUAUUCUGUUUAAUGUACACAGACCAAACCUGCUUCCUCUUUGAAUCACCCUCGCUUGUUUUUUUUUUUUUUUUUAAAUUUGGGAUGGGGAUGAUUUUUCCAGCGGGCAACAUGUCCCUCCUGGCGCUGACUUUGGCGCUCCUCACCAUCGUCCUCUGCACUUCUCACGUCAGUGGGAACGAGGACUGUUUGUGGUAUGUGGAUAAAAACGGCACCUGGCACAAUGGCUUUGACUGCCCUCUCAUCACGUUCUGCUGUGGGAACUGCAAUCGGCGCUACUGCUGCCUGGACGCCUUCAAGAUGAUCACCGAGAGGGAGCAGAAACGCUGUAUGCUCUUCCAGUUUAGCCCCACCACUUUAGCUGGCAUCGCCUCCUCCAUCCUCCUGUUUGUGGCCAUUAUAGCCACCAUGGUGUGCUGCUUCAUGUGCUCUUGCUGCUACCUCUACCAGAGACGACAGCAGAGGGGGCGGACACCUUAUGACGCCCAGCAGAUCCCCAUGGCCAGCUACCCAGUGGAGCCCAUGUAUGAUGCUUAUGGAAAACCACUGGGACCCUCUGAGUAUCCCCAUCUAGGUUAUCCUAUGGCACCCCAUUACCCUGGUAUGCCCCCACACUACCCGAUGAUGCAGCCUGGACCUUAUCCACCACACCUGAUGGACCCUGCAUACAGCCAGGCCCCUCCACCUUACUCUCCACCACAAUAUCCUGGUCAUUGAUGGGCUGGUCUACAAAGAAAACACAGAGUGGGGGAAAAACAUCAGCUGAGGGAAAAGACUGUUUCAAAUGAAGAAGGCAGCGACACACUCUCCUACACACUCUCAACUAACCGCUACAGCUCAACUAGCAGUGGUUCACGUGUGAAGGAGAGCAGGAGGCACUUUAAGGGUAUUUUGUUUGUUUAUUUUAUAUGUUUACAAUGUUGUCCUACUUUUCUUCAGUAAUUACAUGAAAUUCUGUUGUGCAACCCGACACCCGAGUGCGCCAAGAGCGUCACACUAUCCCCAAAGUGAAGAAGUAUCCAGCAGGGAUCUCAACUCGUCUCAUUGGCGAGGUCUCUUUAAAACAGGCAUGACCAAACAGAGAAGUGGUCAGAAGGUAUUUAUUAGAAUAUGAAUGCACUCUGUCUUUAUUCUUUGAAGGGAAAGAGGCUUAACUGGUCCAUUUUCUUAUUUUUUAUAUAUAACUGCCUGAGGCUACAUUCCAGAUCAUCUCGGCCCCUGGUCUACUGUCUACAAAUAUACAAUUCACUUAGAAGAAUUGAAAUAUAAUUACAUUAUGUCCCUACCUCUGUAUUUAAUGUUUUUAAUUGUAGAGGCUUAGGUGAAAAACAAAUUGCAUGUUUGAUUACAAAUGUGACACGUGUGGUUAAAGGCAGUGCGGCACUGUCUUAAAUUUGCUCAGAUGGAAUUCAUUGUACUCUUGAUUCUUUGUAAGAAGCCUUUAGUCGCCUCUUUGUUUGAACUUUUGUCUUCUUUUUCUGUAUCUGACUCGACUACUUUACUUCAUGGUAGUAUAUUAGCUGCACCAUUUGUAAUGUAACAUCUCAGCGUCAGCAUGCUGCUCCCAGUCAAAGGUAUCUGUCCUCUCAUGCUUCUUUUCCUGUUUUAAAUAAAUAACUGAUGAUGAGUCCUAAUAUAAAAUCCAA
Labrus bergylta (ballan wrasse) is the source of this 1746-nucleotide messenger RNA. RefSeq names its product shisa family member 4 (gene shisa4). Lineage: Eukaryota; Metazoa; Chordata; Actinopteri; Labriformes; Labridae. The record is from RefSeq and is a predicted model, not a curated record.